Hirundo rustica (Barn swallow) is the source of this 4262-nucleotide messenger RNA. RefSeq names its product transcriptional repressor GATA binding 1 (gene TRPS1). The record is from RefSeq and is a predicted model, not a curated record. Gene Ontology annotation, biological process: regulation of transcription by RNA polymerase II. Lineage: Eukaryota; Metazoa; Chordata; Aves; Passeriformes; Hirundinidae. The transcript is spliced from 7 exons. Gene Ontology annotation, cellular component: nucleus. Gene Ontology annotation, molecular function: zinc ion binding; DNA-binding transcription factor activity; RNA polymerase II transcription regulatory region sequence-specific DNA binding. Bases 252 to 4136 code for a protein of 1294 amino acids.
GUAGAAGACGAGCACAGAGGGUUCGCAUCCGAUGGGCUGCAGUCGCACAGUCCUGCCGCUCCUGCCGCUGCUGGAAGUUUUAAUGGGGAUCAUGACAAGCGGGGCACAGAGACACCAUCAUGAAGAGUAAUAUACAGAUCAGCUCUCAAAAUGUCUUCUGUGUCUUCCGUGCAUCUUCUAAGACAAUUGCAUUAGCCCGCCUGCUAGUUGACUAAUAGAAUUAAUAAUUGUAAAAAGCACUCUAAAGCCACAUGCCUUAUGAAGUCAAUGCUGGGUAUGAUUUUACAAAUAUGGUCCGGAAAAAGAAUCCCCCUCUAAGAAACGUUGCUAGUGAAGGUGAGGUACAGACCCUUGAGUCUACAGGUACUGAAAGUGAAGAGUCUGGAAGGAAAAAAGAAUUUUCUGCAGAGCAGAUGCAAGAAAACACUGACCAGGGUGAUGCGACAGAGUUAAGUAACAAGGAGGAACUUUGCAUGCAUGUCCAAGAGCCAUCUUCCAGUGUUAAAAAGGACUUGAAAAGCUCAGUGCUGAGUGAAAAGGCUGGCUUCAAUUAUGAAAGCCACAAUAAGGGAGGAAAUGUUCCAUCCUUCCCUCAUGAUGAGGUGACAGACAGAAAUAUGCUCGCUUUCUCAUCUCCAGCUGUUGGGGGAAUCUGCGAGCCCUUGAAGUCUCCUCAAAAAUCAGAUGCAGAUGACACCCAAGAUGUGGUCUGUACCCCGUCAGGAGAUGCAGCGGAGACAAAUGAGGAGCAUCAGAUGUCACCAAAAGCUUCAGAUGAAACAGUGCAAGUGCAAAGUGGUCAAACUGAUGGCCAAGGCUCAAGCCCGGUCCCCAUGGCCUCAAAAAACCCACAAGUGCCUUCAGAUGGGGGUUUAAGGCUGAACAAAUCAAAAGCAGAUUUGUUGCUAAAUGAUAACCCAGAUACAGCGCCUCUGUCUCCAGAGCUUCAGGACUUCAAAUGCAACAUCUGUGGGUAUGGUUACUACGGGAACGACCCCACAGAUCUCAUCAAACACUUCCGCAAGUACCACCUAGGACUGCACAACCGCACCAGGCAGGAUGCUGAGCUCGACACUAAAAUUUUGGCUCUCCACAACAUGGUGCAAUUCAGCCACUCCAAAGACUUCCAGAAAGUCAACCGUACUGUGCUUUCAGGGGUACUGCAGGACAUCAAUUCCCAGAGGCCUGUCUUAUUAAAUGGGACUUACGAUGUGCAGGUUACUUUAGGUGGAACCUUUAUUGGAAUUGGGCGGAAAACUCCAGAUUGCCAAGGCAACACCAAGUACUUCCGCUGCAAAUUCUGCAAUUUCACCUACAUGGGCAACUCCUCCACUGAACUAGAGCAACACUUCUUACAGACUCACCCAAACAAAAUGAAAGCAGCCCUUCCCUCCUCUGAUACUGGUAAAACUUCAGAGAAAAACUCCAAUAAAUCCAGUCCUACUCUUCGACCAUGUGAUUCUGGAGACUUGGGAAAGUGGCAAGACAGAAUCACUGUAAAAGCAGGAGAUGAUACGCCAGUUGGAUAUUCGGUGCCCAUCAAGCCAAUAGAUUCCUCUAGACAAAAUGGUACCGAUACAACCAGUUACUACUGGUGUAAAUUUUGCAGUUUCAGCUGUGAAUCGUCCAGCUCUUUGAAACUAUUAGAACAUUACAGCAAACAGCAUGGGGGAAGCCAGGCAGGGAGCUUUCACCCAGAUCUGAAUGAUAAGCUUUCUAGGGGAUCUGUCAUUAACCAGAAUGAUCUAGCCAAAAAUGCAGAUGGGGAGUUAUUGACAAAGGCAGAAAAGGGUGCGAGUGUGGCAAAAAAGAAAGACUUGAGUAGCAAAGGAGCAGAGGACAGCAUGGUGACAAGCUACAACUGUCAGUUUUGUGACUUUAGGUACUCAAAGAGCCAUGGCCCAGAUGUAAUAGUGGUGGGCCCACUUCUCCGUCACUAUCAGCAGCUACACAACAUUCAUAAGUGUACCAUUAAGCACUGUCAGUUCUGUCCCCGAGGCCUCUGCAGCCCAGAAAAGCACCUUGGAGAAAUUACUUAUCCAUUUGCUUGCAGAAAAAGUAAUUGUUCCCACUGUGCUCUCUUGCUUUUGCACCUGUCUCCAGGGGUGACAGGAAGCUCUAGAGUCAAACACCAGUGCCAUCAGUGCUCAUUCUCCACUCCCGACGUGGACGUUCUCCUGCUCCACUAUGAGAAUGCACACGAAGGCCAAGCGUCUGAUGUCAAACCAGAAACAAAUGCCCUGCCAGGGGCAGAGGGGCUGCUGACGCUCAAGGAGAACAAAGAACACUCAUGUACCAAAUGUGACUUUACCACCCAGGUGGAAGAAGAGAUUUCCCGACACUACAGGCGAGUACACAACUGCUACAAAUGCCGUCAGUGCAGCUUCACAGCUGUUGACACUCAGUCACUACUAGAGCACUUCAACACUGUGCACUGUCAGGAGAUGGACGUCACUACAGCCAAUGGGGAGGACAGUCAUGGCGUUUCGUCUAUCAAGGAAGAGCCAAAAAUUGACCUUAAGGUCUACAGUCUGAUUAAUCCAGACCCCAAAAUAGGGGAGCCCAUAUCUGACAGCAUAGUGAAGAGGGAAAAGAUAGAAGAUAAGGAAGUGCUCAAGGAGAAAGGCUGGACUGACAGUCCCAGUGAUGAUCUUCGCAAUGUAACCUGGAGAGGAACAGACAUUUUGAGGGGGAGCCCAUCAUACACACAGACCAGUCUAGGCUUACUGACCCCCGUGUCUGUUGGCCAAGAGCAGCCAAAGCCUUUAAGGGAUAGUCCAAAUGUAGAAGCUGCCCAUCUCGCAAGGCCCAUUUAUGGCUUGGCAGUGGAGAGCAAGGGUUUCCUGCAGGGUGUCCCAGCCGGAGCAGCAGAGAAAGCCGGGCAGCUCACCCAGCCCUACUCUGGAUCUGGGGACGGCAAGACAAAAGACGAAUCCCAGUCCUUAUUACGGAGACGUAGAGGCUCGGGUGUUUUCUGUGCCAAUUGCCUGACCACAAAGACCUCUCUCUGGCGAAAGAAUGCAAAUGGUGGAUAUGUAUGCAAUGCGUGUGGCCUCUACCAGAAGCUUCACUCGACUCCCAGGCCUUUAAACAUCAUUAAACAGAACAAUGGUGAACAGAUCAUUAGGAGACGAACAAGAAAGCGCCUUAACCCGGAGGCACUUCAGGCUGAGCAGCUAAACAAACAGCAGAGGGGUAGCAGUGAGGAGCAAGUCAAUGGAAGCCCCUUAGAGAGGAGGUCAGAGGAUCAUUUACCUGAAGGUCAUCAGAGAGAAAUUCAGCUUCCCAGCCUCAGUAAAUACGAGGCCCCAGGUUCAUUGACUAAAAGCCAUUCUGCUCAGCAGCCAAUAUUGGUCAGCCAAACUCUGGAUAUUCACAAAAGGAUGCAACCUUUGCACAUUCAGAUAAAAAGUCCUCAGGAAAGUACUGGAGACCCAGGAAACAGUUCAUCGAUAUCAGAAGGGAAGGGAAGCUCAGAGAGAGGCAGCCCGAUAGAAAAAUACAUGAGACCUGUGAAACACCCAAACUAUUCUCCACCUGGAAGCCCUAUUGAAAAAUACCAGUACCCACUUUUUGGACUUCCGUUUGUACACAAUGACUUUCAGAGUGAAGCUGACUGGCUGAGAUUCUGGAGUAAAUAUAAGCUGUCUGUUCCUGGGAAUCCACACUACUUGAGUCAUGUGCCUGGCCUACCAAAUCCUUGCCAAAACUAUGUGCCUUAUCCCACCUUUAAUCUGCCUCCUCAUUUUUCAGCUGUCGGAUCAGACAAUGACAUUCCUCUAGAUUUGGCGAUAAAGCAUUCCAGACCUGGGCCAACUGCAAAUGGUGCCUCCAAGGAAAAGAGUAAGGCACCACCAAAUGUAAAAAAUGAAGGUCCCUUGAAUGUAGUAAAAACAGAGAAAGUUGAUAGAAGUACUCAAGAUGAACUUUCUACCAAGUGUGUGCACUGUGGCAUUGUCUUUCUGGAUGAAGUGAUGUAUGCGUUGCAUAUGAGUUGCCAUGGUGACAGUGGACCUUUCCAGUGCAGCAUAUGCCAGCAUCUUUGCACGGACAAGUAUGACUUCACAACUCACAUCCAGAGGGGCCUACACAGGAACAAUGCACAAGCUGAAAAGAACGGAAAACCUAAAGAGUAAACCUUAGCACUUAGCACAAUUAAACAGAAAUAGGUUUCCUUGAUGGGAAUUCAAUAGCUUGUAAUGUCUUGUGAAGACCUAUAAAGCACUUCAUAUAGAGAGCAUGCCUUAUCCAAUAUUAAAUCC